Molecule: messenger RNA, 1993 nt
Organism: Cajanus cajan (pigeon pea)
Lineage: Eukaryota; Viridiplantae; Streptophyta; Magnoliopsida; Fabales; Fabaceae
Source: RefSeq, a predicted model, not a curated record
UCAUAUUCCCACCCACUUCACAGAUUCACACUUACUGAUUCAGAUUCAGCCUCUGCCUCAACCCAUCAUCAUCAUGGUCAUGCCAUUCAACCCUUCUCUUUUCUUUCAUUUUCCUUCUCACGUGCUGCUCUUUUCUUGUGCAAAUUUUCAUUGACACAGAAUGGUCCUCAAUUGCAGAAUGGACUUGAAGAAUCAACCAAUGAUGAAGUGGAUGUUCAUUUGAAUGAAGUAUCUAGCAGACAAACUGAUCCACAAGAAGAUGAUAACAGUACUCCAAACAUAAAUAAAAACCCUGCACCAAAACUGGUGGCCAAUGUAGUUCAUAGAACUAGUGAACACAAGAAUGCUAAAAGAGAUAUUGAUCAUCAAGAAAAAGCUCUCAAGAAGCCAGACAAAGUCCUGCCAUGUCCUCGCUGCAAUAGUUUGGACACAAAGUUUUGCUACUUCAACAAUUACAAUGUUAACCAACCAAGGCAUUUCUGUAAGAAUUGCCAAAGGUAUUGGACAGCUGGGGGGACGAUUCGAAACGUUCCAGUUGGGGCCGGUAAGCGUAAGAACAAGAACUCGGCUUUGCAGCAUUGUCAGAUGACUCCUGAUGCUGAAUCUGUGAUGCAGACAGAUUCAAAACCUGCUACUGCUACUGAUAUGUUUCUUUCAUCUAACACACUUUCUGUGACUUCAAGACCUAUGAAAGGAAUGGAGAACAUCUCAAGUCUUAGGGAGGAAGCUCCUCUUAGUGAAUCCUUAGAAACUCUGUUAAGUCUCAAGGGCCAAACAAAAAUUGAAGUGGCAACUUCUACUCUCAAAGAUGAUGAUGAGGAGGAGGAGCCAUCUAUCUCUUCUAUGAGAUCUUCUGAAAUUGAGCAGGUUGGUUUGACACAACAUUCUAAUGGUUUUAUCCCUUUACAUUCAUUUCAUUAUUAUCCUCUUCCUUCAUGGCCUUACCAUUGGAGUCAAUGUUGGAAUGUCAUGGAGUUUAGGCCAUGUAGCACAAGUUCUAGACCUGCUUACACAGAUUCUCCAACCAUGAUGGCAGUUCCUAGCUUCUCCAUGCCAUCAGUAACACUACCAGCUCCAGCAGCGACGCCUUAUUCGUAUCCGAGUUUCAUGUCAAACAUGACUGGCCUAAAGGAAGAGACUUCCCUUGUUGGAUCUGCAUUUAGUGGUAUCUCAUUGUCAACAACAUCUUCAGUUAGCAACAGUACUUGUUCUAGUAAUAGGUCCCCAACCUUAGGUAAGCAUUCUAGAGAUAUAAGUACACUGAGGGAAGAUGCAAUGAAACAGAAUCUGUGGGUGCCUAAGACUAUAAGAAUCAAUGAUCCAGAAGAGGCUGCAAAUAGUUCUAUAUGGUCAACUUUGGGAACAAAAUCUGAACAGAACAAACUCAUUAUGAAAGGAAGUGUUUUUAAAUCAUUUGAACCUAAGUCAAGUGCCAGUAAUCAUAUGUCAGAUGAUAAUCAAAUCCUAAGAGCAAACCCUGCUGCUUUUUCACGCUCCGAAUCGUUUCAGGAACGUGUGUAAAAUCCUGUGUUCUGUUACUGUUUUAUGUUGUGAUCAGGUCCACUGUGUCAUGUUGGCAUUUUUUGUUGGAUGAGGCACAGAAGAUUUCUAAAAUUACAUUUCUGUCAUGGAUAGUUCCAUGUAUUGAUGCUAAAGAUAGCUAUAGCAAGAACCUUGAAGAAAUUUUGAGCUAUAUGUUCAUCAGUCAAUAAGAAUGUCAACAUGGUGUCACCAUUUGCUUCAUGGUAAAAUAAGAAUCUCAAGAUGGUGUCACCAUUGUUCAGUGAAUCUUAGGUUAGGAAUUUGCAUGUGUCAUUGACUUAGUGUGUUGUUUGACAGACUCAUCAAGGUAUUUAUUUUAUUGUUCUCUUUCCUUUUUCCAAAAGAUUGACCCUGUAUUGUAUCUUGAGAGUUGAUUAUAGCAAAGAGUAACAUGCUGAGGCUUAUUUCCAUCAAUGCAUAUUUUAGAGCACAAUACAAUGAAUACAUACUU